Molecule: messenger RNA, 819 nt
Organism: Centruroides sculpturatus (bark scorpion)
Lineage: Eukaryota; Metazoa; Arthropoda; Arachnida; Scorpiones; Buthidae
Product: vegetative cell wall protein gp1-like
Exons: 2
Source: RefSeq, a predicted model, not a curated record
AAGAAAAUGAAAUGCUGGAAUAUUUUUUAUGCAGGAUUUUACUUCAUUUACUUUUUAAGUAAAGAUUGUAUAAUGGUAUCCUCCGAAAACAGUGGAAGAAGAGUGGAAAUACGUUGUGAAAAAUCAGAAAGCUGCCCAUCAUCUAAUAAACGCGUGAUACAAGUAUAUUCGAAGUGUUCAAACUGUGCUUCUCCAACUGUGACAUACUCUUACUCUCCAUCAUGUCUAGCCUCACCUCCCGUUCGGCCUCCUCCGUGUCCAGCCUCACCUCCUCCUCGGCCUCCUCCGUGUCCAGUAUCACCUCCCCCUCGACCCCCUCCUUGUUCAGCCUCACCUCCUCCGUGUCCCGUCUCACCUCCCCCUAGACCUCCUCCCUACCCAGUGUAUGUAGUUUCUCCGUCAUGUCCAACCUCACCUCCUCCUGCUCCUCCUCUGUGUCCAGUGUAUUAUCCAGUUUCUCCACCUUGUGCAAUUCCCCCAUCUUGUCCUUCGUGUUUUAUUCCUCCUCCUCCUCCUCCUCCUCCAACAAAACCACCGAAACCGCCUCUUCCGCCACUUCCGCCAAUUCCAGCAUUUCCACCGAUUCCUCCACUCCCACCUAUUCCUCCUCUUCCGCCAGUUCCUCCACUUCCGCCAGUUCCUCCACUUCCUCCACUUCCACCAGUUCCAGCAUUACCAGUCAGAAGAUCGAAUAUGGAACCAAAUACAGAUCUUAAGGAUGCAGAGGAAAUUUCAAAUAAUGGUACUAGAGUAAUCAUCAAAAGAUAUCGGAUCGUUAAAUCAAAACCAUUUUCAUCCUCUUCAUCAAACAUAGAGAAA